This is a messenger RNA of Ambispora gerdemannii, 1965 nucleotides long. The record is from the annotation of a GenBank genome assembly. Lineage: Eukaryota; Fungi; Glomeromycota; Glomeromycetes; Archaeosporales; Ambisporaceae.
AUGCGAGACGGACUACCACCCUCCUACGAACACUCUAUACGGCCGACUAUCGCCGACUUGGCUAAAGACGCGCAAAUCUUAGAACUUGUCAACAUCGUAAAGAAUAAGGCGUCCGAGUCACCGUACACCUUGGCAAGUUUAUUAUCGGCCCUGAAGGCUAUGCUAGUAAAACCGUAUUUUCCAAAAACGAUCUUUGGCUCGGGUAAAACGGUCGCGUUCAUUUAUAAAGGACAAAAUUAUAUCGUGGAAUUUGUCAACUGUGCCAAGUCCACACCAGAGGAACAAGCACCAGUUGAUACUGAUAAUGAAAUGGAAGUAGACAAUAAAGUCUCAACUACAAAUUCUAAAGAGCAAAAUCUGACACAUUCCACUUUUCCGCCGCCAGAGCUAAUUAAACCUUCUAUCAGUGAUAUUAUAACGGACGACCAAUUCAUUAUUUUGGCAAAAGUCAUCAAUGACAAAGUCAAAGAAUCACCACGAAAAUUAGCAACCAUAUUGGCGGCGAUUCGAGCAGUGCUUGAUGACAUUGGAUUGAAAGGUUACUUUUUCCAAAAUAACAAAGUUAAAUUUUUCCAUGGGGACGGAUUACCGACAUCGCCAUUACGAGAAUAUGUAGUUGAAUUCGAUCUAGAUAUGCAACAUCAGCAAUCGCAUUUACAACAUCCAGCUUCACACUCGUCUAAUAGUAAUACCGGUACUAACACUAGUUCUUCUAGCAACAAUAAUCAAAGGCUUCCAUUUGUGAUACAUCCCGGAUUAACUGGUAAUUCUAUUUCUAAUAAUACAAAUGGAAAUGGAUUUGAUGGAUCAAUUUAUAAUAUUUCACAUGAAGCUGAUGAAGAUAUGGAUGAAUUAGCAAAAGACGAGAUACCUGCUGAAGAUCAUUCUCUCAAUAGCGACAUGUGGCGUCAUGCACAAAUUAAUCUACAGCAAUCUCACCAUCCUCAUCAUAAUACCCUCACUCCGAUCAACAAGAGAAAACGAGCUAGUAGUGCAAACUCAGAUGAAGACAAUUUCAUUCAUCAUACUGCACCUAAUGCGCAGUCUGCAAAGAAGAGAACGCCCGAGAAACAUAAAGCACCACCACUGAGUUGUGAGGCUGUCAAAAAACUUUUCAUAAAUAUCACGAAACCCACACUUGUUCAAAGACUUGAAGAAUCUAAAUCAUUGAUAGCUGCAAUUAAAGACACUUAUCAGUCAAUUCAAGCAUCGAACUCUUCAUCUGUGCCGACUUCUCCACGUUUGAAUUUAUUAUGUCAUCUUCUUCAAUCACCACCUACUUCCCGUAUUGAUGGCAUCUCUUCAAAAGUCUUUUCAAAUUUAGAGUUGUAUAAACUAUUUACAACAUAUAAUGCCUAUAAGGAUGAACUUGGACAGAAAAAUCAUUCAACCGAAGCAAAUAAUUCUUCAGUCAAGAGGAAUUCACUGGCAAACGAUCCAUCAUCCCCUCUUCCUUAUCCUACAUAUUCAUCGUUCAUUGAUCCAACGGUGACUCUGCAUAUAAAAGAACGAACGGGUGGCAAGGAGGUGGGCAAGCAUCGUCUUAAUUGUGCUUGGAGACUGAGUAUAUUAUGUGAAUUACUUGGUCAAGGAGUACUCUUAAUGACAAAAGAAUUAAGCGGGGCAAAAUUAGAGAGAAUUUUAGUGGAAGAAUUUACAAAAUUAAUUGAAUUUUUAAAGAACCCGGACAAUCACGAUUGGGUGGCAAGUGUUCGAGAAAAAUUAGACUUGGCUGGAUUUGAUGAAAUCAUUCGGGUGGAAUCUGUUCCAGAAUUUCUUGAUCCAUCGGUACAUUCCCAGCAAACGAAUCCUAAUGAAAUUGGACUAUCGAAUGACAUGGAGAUUAUUGUACCGUUCGAUAGAACAGAAGAUCAAACUGCAGUAAGACGUCUUAGCGUACAUAAUAAUAACAAUCAACAGCAGCAACAAAUGACUUGGAUGAAGUCUGACAGUAGAAGAUAUUAA